AUGGAGUCACUGUAUUUCAGCAAUGCAGAUUUUUUUAGAAUCCCGGAUGCCUUUCUUCACUUGAAUGCUCUCCGACAUUUGAACAUAAUCGCCACACCCGUUAAUGACUGGAAUAUCGGAGCUUUAGCUUACAUAGGAAAAACCUUGCAGACCCUCAACAUUGAAGAAGUCGAAUUUACAACAUGGCCGCCUUGGCUUCGGUGUUUCGAAAACUUGAAUGAAUUAAGUAUUCAAAGUAACGCCAUCUCUUCCAUACCAGACAACGGCUUUGAUCAUUUGGCUGACAACUUGCAGGUUUUAACACUUAGCAACAAUAGUUUAACCGACACACCAAAAGCACUGGUCAUUUUAAAGAACGUUGAGAGUUUAGAUUUAGGACUCAAUAAAAUAUCAAACGUAACUUGGCUGCCUCAUAAUAGCAAAUUAUUCAGUUUGGCUUUAAAUCUCAACAGUAUCAGUGACGCUAAGCAACUUAGCAAUGUUCUUCGUCCAUUCGCCAGCACCCUUGAUACUGUACUGCUUUCUCACAAUCGGUUAACGGUUAUACCCGAUCUGUCGUUCUUGACAAGAAUAGAUACAUUUGAUCUUUCUUACAAUCUCAUUUCAGAUCCAGCCUCAGGUGCCCUUCACAAUGAAACCACCAUGCUAGAUUUAAGCUUUAACCAGCUUCCAUCUAUCCCGGUAAUCUAUAGAGGGCUUAAGUUGGUGUCCAGUAUGACCUUAACACAUAACCUUAUCCAUGUAGUUCAGGGUUCGUCUAUACCAGUUUGGAUAGCAUAUCUAUAUCUUGAGUUUAACCUUAUCACAGAGUUAAGCGACACAAGUUUUCCCGAUAAUUCUUCACUGCAAGUCUUGCUUUUAGAUGGUAACCCUCUAGUUAAAAUAUCCAACUUAGCGUUAAAAAAUCUCAAAUUCAUAUACAGUCUGAGUCUUAAAAAUACCAAAUUAACCCGACUUCCUCUGAGCCUUUCCUAUUUAACAAGCAUAUUUGAUUUAGACCUCAGUAAUAACACUGGCCUAGUGUGUACUUGUCUAGAGAAAAGUCUGAGAGAUAAGAUUACAUCUAAUAUAGCCAUCAUUGGCGACUGUGGAAAUAUUCGCAUUUAUGACUUCUUUGCGAUUCUAAGUUCAAGCUGCCCGUAA
Molecule: messenger RNA, 1143 nt
Organism: Candidula unifasciata
Lineage: Eukaryota; Metazoa; Mollusca; Gastropoda; Stylommatophora; Geomitridae
Source: the annotation of a GenBank genome assembly